AUGUUGAAAACCGAGUCUUCAGGCGAGCGAACCACUCUCAGAAGUGCCUCUCCUCACAGGAAUGCCUAUAGGACUGAGUUCCAGGCACUGAAAAGUACCUUUGACAAACCCAAGUCCGAUGGGGAACAAAAAGCAAAAGAAGGUGAGGGCUCCCAGCAGAGCAGGGGGAGGAAGUAUGGCUCCAAUGUCAACAGAAUUAAAAACCUAUUCAUGCAGAUGGGUAUGGAGCCCAGUGAGAACGCCGCAGUCGUUGCCAAAACAAGGGGCAGAGGUGGACCUUCGUCCCCUCAGAGAAGAAUGAGGCCCAAAGAAUUCCUGGAGAAAACAGAUGGCUCCGUUGUGAAGCUGGAGUCCUCUGUUUCAGAGCGAAUUAGUAGGUUUGACACAAUGCACGAUGGCCCUUCGUAUUCUAAGUUCACAGAGACUCGCAAGUUGUUUGAGAGAAGUGUGCACGACUCGGGGCAAAACAACCGUUACUCCCCAAAGAAAGAGAAGGCUGGGGGGAACGAGCCUCAGGAUGAAUGGGGGGGCUCGAAGUCCAACAGAGGCAGUACCGACUCCCUGGACAGCCUCAGCUCCCGGACAGAGGCUGUCUCCCCAACUGUGAGCCAGCUGAGUGCAGUGUUUGAGAACACCGAUUCCCCCCAUUCCAUCCUUUCUGAGAAGGCUGAGCAUGAAUACUCAGUGACUGGGCAUUAUCCCCUGAAUUUGCCAGCUGUGACAGUCACAAAUCUUGACACCUUUAGUCGUCUUAAGGAGCCUGAUUCUUGCACGCCCCCGCGCAAACACGGUGACGAGGAUGCGGAGGAUGCUCAGAAGAGUCACGCGUCCCCCGUGCCACAAGUGGUUCCGAAAAGUACCUCUCUAGCUUUGACACCUAGCGAAGAGGCAGAGCAGAGCAAGGAAGCCGAGGACUCCACUCCUAACCAAGAGACUCCCGGCGGGGUUGACAGAGACGUCCCCGGAGAACCUUGUGCUGAGAAUAAGGCAGUGCCAGGGUCUGACAUCCUCUCCCCCCAGGGUGAGCCCUUGGGAGGUGCCAAAGCCAAUUCGGUUGGGAACGAGGCAGCGAUGCUACGGAGGAAGGAGCUUGCAGGUGGUGAUUUUAUCUCUGCUGAUGCUUCUGGACCCAGCUAUGGGAAGGAAGUACCUGAAGAUUCAAGUCAUAUUGAGAGCCCCCACGUUUACAUGCACAGUGACUAUAAUGUAUAUAGGGUGAAAUCCAGGUAUCAUUCCGACUGGCGAGAGACAGGCACUGAGCAGGACGAGCAGGAGGACAGUGAUGAAAACAAUUACUAUCAACCUGACAUGGAGUACUCGGAAAUCGUCGGACUGCCAGAAGAAGAAGAGAUCCCCACAAAUAGGAAAAUUAAGUUUAGUAGUGCUCCGAUUAAGGUUUUCAGCACAUACUCCAAUGAAGACUAUGACAGGAGAAAUGAUGAAGUUGACCCUGUAGCUGCUUCAGCUGAGUACGAACUUGAAAAGCGUGUAGAAAAGUUGGAACUUUUCCCAGUGGAACUGGAGAAAGAUGAGGAUGGACUUGGCAUAAGUAUCAUUGGAAUGGGUGUUGGAGCAGAUGCUGGACUUGAAAAGCUGGGGAUAUUUGUCAAGACAGUAACAGAAGGCGGUGCUGCUCAGCGGGAUGGCAGAAUACAAGUCAAUGACCAGAUUGUAGAAGUGGAUGGAAUCAGCUUGGUGGGCGUCACACAGAAUUUUGCUGCAACAGUUCUCAGAAACACCAAGGGCAACGUCAGAUUUGUUAUUGGGCGAGAAAAACCAGGACAAGUGAGCGAGGUUGCGCAGUUGAUCAGCCAGACGCUGGAACAAGAAAGGCGCCAGAGAGAGAUGCUUGAGCAGCACUACGCCCAGUAUGACGCCGACGACGAUGAGACAGGAGAAUAUGCCACCGAUGAAGAGGAGGAUGAGGAAGGAACCACCCUUCCCAGCAGUGACAUGGCCAUUGAAGUCUUUGAGCUGCCUGAGAACGAGGACAUGUUCUCCCCGUCAGACCUGGACACGACCAAACUCAGUCACAAAUUCAAAGAGUUGCAAAUCAAACACGCAGUUACAGAAGCAGAGAUUCAAAAAUUGAAGACCAAGCUGCAGGCAGCAGAAAAUGAGAAAGUGAGGUGGGAACUAGAAAAAAACCAACUCCAACAGAAUAUAGAAGAGAACAAAGAAAGAAUGUUGAAGUUGGAGAGCUACUGGAUCGAGGCUCAGACCCUGUGCCACACAGUAAACGAGCACCUCAAAGAGACCCAAAGCCAGUAUCAGGCCUUGGAAAAGAAAUACAACAAGGCAAAGAAACUGAUCAAGGACUUUCAGCAGAAAGAACUUGAUUUCAUCAAGAGACAGGAAGCAGAGAGGAAGAAAAUAGAAGAUUUGGAAAAAGCUCAUGUUGUGGAAGUUCAAGGCCUGCAAGUGCGGAUCAGAGAUUUGGAGGUUGAGGUGUUCAGGCUGCUGAAGCAAAACGGGACUCAAGUGAACAACAACAACAACAUCUUCGAGAGGAGAACAUCUCUCGGAGAAGUCUCUCAGGGAGACACCAUGGAGAACGUGGAUGUGAAGCAGAUGUCCUGUCCAGAUGGCCUGAGUCAAGACUUGAAUGAAGCGGUCCCUGAGACAGAGCGCCUGGACUCUAAAGCCCUGAAAACCCGAGCCCAGCUGUCCGUGAAGAACCGACGCCAGAGGCCCUCCAGGACAAGGCUCUAUGAUAGUGUCAGUUCAACAGACGGGGAAGACAGUCUAGAGCGAAAGCCUUCAAACAGUUUCUGUAACCACAUGCACAUUACCAAAUCACUUCUGCCCAAGGGUUUGCGAACUUCUUCUCCAGAAUCAGAUUCUGGUGCUUCAUCCCUCACUUCCGAGGCUGUCAGUGUGCCCUUCUCCAAGUCUGACCAGAUAACUGAAUCUCAAGGACCCCUGCACCCAGAGAAGGAGCCUUCCUCCUUUACUUGGGGAGACAGUUCACUCUCCUCUCCUUCAAAAUCUGAUCAUGAAAUGGAAGAAUCUCCUUGCCAUCAUCAAGCCGCCACCAAGAAAAUAUCUCAAGAAAAAGACGGUGCCAAAGAUCCCAAAUCACUAAGGGCGUCCAGUUCGUUGGCGGUGCAAGGAGGGAAAAUUAAGCGGAAGUUUGUGGAUCUGGGGGCACCAUUGCGAAGGAACUCCAACAAGGGAAAGAAAUGGAAAGAAAAAGAAAAAGAAGCCAGUAGGUUUUCUCCAAGUAGCAGGAUCUUCAGAGGCAGGCUGGACCAUUGGAAAGCAAAGCCCUCUGCUGCAGCGCCGGCCUCCCCUCGCUCACCUUGCAUGCCUUUCUCCUGGUUUCAAGAGAGCCGGAAAGGAUCCUAUUCCUUCAGGAACCUGCCUUCACCUCCAAGUCCCCUCCAGCCUUCUCCUGAAACACUAAUUUCAGAUAAAAAGGGGUCCAAGAAUUUUACCUUCAACGAUGACUUCAGUCCCAGUAGCACCAGCUCGGCAGACCUGAGUGGCCUGGGAGCGGAGCCCAGAACCCCGGGGCUCUCUCAGUCCCUAGCGCUGUCGUCAGAUGAGAGCCUGGAUAUGAUAGAUGACGAGAUCCUUGAUGACGGACAGUCUCCCAAGCACAGUCAGUGUCAGAAUCGGGCCGUUCAGGAGUGGAGUGUGCAGCAGGUUUCUCACUGGCUCAUGAGCCUAAAUCUGGAGCAGUAUGUAUCUGAAUUCAGUGCCCAAAACAUCACUGGAGAGCAACUCCUGCAGUUGGAUGGAAAUAAACUGAAGGCUCUUGGAAUGGCAUCAUCGCAGGACCGAGCAGUGAUCAAAAAAAAGCUCAAGGAAAUGAAGAUGUCUCUGGAGAAGGCUCGGAAGGCUCAAGAGAAAAUGGAGAAGCAGAGAGAGAAGCUGAGGAGGAAGGAACAAGAGCAGAUGCAGAGGAAAUCUAGGAAGACAGAAAAGAUGGCAGUAGAGGGUGCUGGGGAGCAGUAA
Pipistrellus nathusii (Nathusius's pipistrelle) is the source of this 3960-nucleotide messenger RNA. NCBI's taxonomy places the organism in Eukaryota, Metazoa, Chordata, Mammalia, Chiroptera, Vespertilionidae. The record is from the annotation of a GenBank genome assembly.